Molecule: messenger RNA, 835 nt
Organism: Prosopis cineraria
Lineage: Eukaryota; Viridiplantae; Streptophyta; Magnoliopsida; Fabales; Fabaceae
Product: endochitinase PR4-like
Exons: 1
Coding region: 44-724 (226 amino acids)
Biological process (GO): cell wall macromolecule catabolic process; chitin catabolic process; carbohydrate metabolic process
Molecular function (GO): chitinase activity
Source: RefSeq, a predicted model, not a curated record
AUCAUGAUGGCAUCUCACAGCACACAAGAAUAUAGGGUCCAAAAUGGCCAAGCUGAGCGUUGCACUGGCGGCUGCUGCGGCGGCCAUAUUAGUUGCGGCGGUGAGUGGUCAGUCCGUCGCCGACAUCGUCACGCCCGAGUUCUUCAAUGCCAUCAUUGGCGAGGCCGAUGCCAGCUGUGCCGGCAAGAACUUCUACACCCGAGCCUCCUUCCUCGACGCUCUCAACUCCUAUUCUCAAUUUGGCAACCUGGCUUCCGCCGACGACUCCAAACGUGAGAUCGCCGCCGCUUUUGCCCACUUCACCCACGAGACCGGCCAUUUUUGCUACAUAGAAGAGAUAGACGGCGCGAUCAAGGAUUAUUGCGACGAGACCAACACGCAAUACCCGUGCGCCCCCAACAAAGGAUACUACGGUCGCGGGCCUAUUCAGCUAUCGUGGAACUUCAACUACGGGCCCGCCGGCGAGAGCAACGGGUUCGACGGGCUCAACGCUCCGGAAACGGUGGCCAACAAUGCGGUGGUGUCAUUCAAGACGGCUCUCUGGUACUGGAUGCAACACGUUCGCCCCGUGGUGAGCCAAGGGUUCGGAGCCACCAUCAGAGCCAUCAACGGCCGCCUCGAAUGUGACGGAGCCAACCCCACGACCGUCCAGGCUCGUGUUAAUUACUACACCCAGUACUGCUCCCAGCUGGGUGUUGCUCCCGGUGAUAAUCUUACUUGCUAGAUUUAUUUAUAUACACUCCUACGUCAACCUACUCUAUCAUCCAUCCCCUGCUUCAUUUUAAUUUGUUACCCUCAUCAGCUUCAAUAAUAGCUUCUAAUAUUGCAGCCUUUC